Pyricularia oryzae 70-15 is the source of this 1084-nucleotide messenger RNA. RefSeq lists its product as uncharacterized. The transcript has 2 exons. The coding region runs from base 267 to 899 and encodes 210 amino acids. The record is from RefSeq and is a predicted model, not a curated record. Lineage: Eukaryota; Fungi; Ascomycota; Sordariomycetes; Magnaporthales; Pyriculariaceae.
GGAUACGUCAUGCCUGGAUGUGUCUUUGUUGAUCCACUAAAUACGGAGUACUCUGAUAUAAAGUUGACGUGCAUCGGCGCUGCCGGUACAAGGGCAUCGCGUUCUCCUUUACCUUCAUCGCCAAGACUUUAUCCAACAGUCAAGUCACGCCCACGAUCGUUAAUUGUGCUUUAUUUUCUCCAACUACCCGUCACUCGCUCUACGAAUAGAUCUUUAAUUUUGCUUUUUUUUUCAGAACCAACACAUACCAACAACUAAUCUUCAAAAUGGUUUCCUCUCUGGCCAUCCUCGCGCUCGCCUCGAGCGCCCUUGCCCUCAAGGUCACCUCGCCCGACUCCAACACCAACUGGAGCUCUGGUGAGAAGCACACCAUCAAGUGGGAGACCGUCUCCAGCGACCAGCCCACCUUCAACAUCUACCUUUCCAACAAGGUCACCUACCCGCCCACCGACGUCCUGCUCGCCUCCGACGUCAAGGCCAGCGACGGCUCUUUCGAGGUCGACAGCGGCAAGCUCCCCGCCGGCAACGACUUUACCAUCAACCUGACCAACGGCACCAAGACCGAGCAGAUCUACGCUCAGUCGAACCAGUUCAACGUCACCGGGGGUUCGUCUUCUUCCUCCUCCUCAUCCUCAUCCUCCACCACCAAGACUGCAUCUGGUUCGUCGACUGCCGUGUCGAGCACUGGUGCUGACUCUUCUGCCACAGCUUCGCCCACCGCCAGCGGCAGCGGCAGCACCACCAAGCCUACAUCGGCGGGUGCUUCCGGCGCCAGCUCGACUGCUUCGGGCACCGGCUCGGCCGCCAGCGCCACCUCUACCAAGGCUUCCAACUCUGCCAACGGAAAGAUGGUUGCCAGCUGGAUCGGCGCCGCCGCUCUCGCUGUCCUGGCUUUGUAAGCGGUUGAACAGUGCGGGUGAGAGGAUGGAGGGGGAGUUGUAGGGAUGGUCUAUUCUAUGUGUUUUCGGACUACAACCAUUAUCGCCACCGGGCGCAGGUCAUAUUAUCCAACUGUUCCUCAAGUCAAUUGGCGGUUUUUGGAGUAAAUAUAUAGAAUAGGUUAACCUGGAAAGCUUUUCUUCGA